AUGUGGCUGUUUCUGGUGAUGUCAUGCUUAAUUCAGCAGACUGAACAUUCAGAAGGAUCUAUAAGUGGAAGACAUUUGAAUCCUCAAGAAUUCAUGACGAUUCCUCAAGUCAUCCAGUACUGGGGAUAUCCCAGUGAAGAGUAUGAAGUCCUGACUGAUGAUGGCUAUUAUCUUAAGUUAAACAGAAUUCCUUCUAGAAGACAUUUUCCUCAUGUGACAGGGCCUAAGCCAGCUGUAUUAUUGGUACAUGGUUUGCUAUUUGAAGGGAGAUGUUGGAUUGCAAAUCUUCCCAGCAAUAGCCUGGGAUUUUUUCUAGCAGAUGCUGGCUAUGAUGUCUGGAUAAUAAAUAUCAGAGGGACCUCUUGGUCUAGAAGACACCAGAAGUUUUCAAUUGACCAGCAAGAAUUCUGGGAAUUCAGUUUUCAUGAAAUGGCCAUAUACGAUCUCCCAGCAACUAUAGCCUUCAUUCUGCAGAAAACAAAGCAAAACAGAUUAUAUUACUUUGGCCAUGCCCAGGGCGGAACAAUAGGAUUUAUUGCCUUUUCGCUCCUGCCCCAGCUUGCUCAAAAAGUGAAGCUUUUUCUGUGUUUUACUCCCACUUACACAUUGAUGGGUAUUAGAGGGCUUCCCAGAGUACUGGGGAAAGUUCCCAAUGGACUCAGAAAACUUUUAUGGGGUAAGAAGGAAUAUUGUCUUUUAGGUAACAAAUUAAAAGCCUUCAUGGCCUAUGCCUGCAGCCAUGCCAUCUUCGAUAAGCUUUGCCUUCAAGGUAUUUUCUUUAUGGGAGGACAUAAUAAAAAAAACCUAAAUGUAAGUCGAGCAGAUGUUUAUGUUGGAAUUUUUCCAGAUUUUACCUCUGUUAAAACAUUAUCUCACUGGGGACAGAUUAUUUAUUCCAAGGAAUUUAAAUAUUUUGAUCAUGGGAAUAAGAACAAAGACAUAUAUAACAGGACAACACCUCCGUUUUAUAAAAUUGAAGACGUUACAAUACCAGUAGCUGUGUGGAGUGGAGGAAUGGACAUUGUUGCAACCAAAAAAGAUGUUGAAUUACUGAUUUCUCGAAUCACUCAUUUGGUUUUCUAUAAGAAUAUUCCUGAAUGGCAACAUAUGGAUCCUAUCUUGGGCCUAGAUAUUCCACAACAGCUAUAUAAUGAUAUAUUUAAGCUAAUGCAGAAGUACAAGGUUUAA
Messenger RNA from Python bivittatus (Burmese python), 1188 nucleotides. RefSeq names its product lysosomal acid lipase/cholesteryl ester hydrolase-like. The record is from RefSeq and is a predicted model, not a curated record. NCBI's taxonomy places the organism in Eukaryota, Metazoa, Chordata, Lepidosauria, Squamata, Pythonidae. Gene Ontology annotation, biological process: lipid metabolic process. Gene Ontology annotation, molecular function: hydrolase activity, acting on ester bonds.